AUGCGAAUUGUCCAUGAUCUCUCUUCUUUAGACGACAAAAGUGAAACUGAAGAAUCUGACGGUGAUAAUGGUUUUCCAUCUCAGUUAGCUGAUAUUGUUUUUGGUUUUCGAAACGAUAUGGAUAGAGUCGGAAUAUGGUCAUUUAUGUUAGUUUUGAAUGAAUUACCAAUAAAAGGGCGAUUUAUGUUAAAAAACAUCGUGUUACCACUAAUUUGGCCAACUGGUAAACUUCCCACAACUAAACAACUUCAAACAUCAGCUCGAAUUCUGGUAGCUGAAUUAGUGGAGCUCGAAGCAGGAUGUGAAUACUAUAUACCGGAAUUAGAGCGGACAACAAAAUUAUACUUGUACACAAUAGCCUCUUGUAAUGACAAACCAUCUCAAUGCAAAAUGGAAAAUAUGAAAUCCUAUAUGACUGAAUAUGGCUGCGAUGUUUGUUAUACAAGGGGUGAUCUGUUUCAUUUUAAUAAGUUGACACAAUAUAGUUUAUUCAAAAUUCGCCAGAAAGUAUUAAAACGUCAACCACCAUUACUUAUCUCUCCAUACGAACAAACACCUAUUUUACGUACCAAUCAAAUACAUGAUGAAAUUCUCGCUAAAAUGAGAAAACCGAUGAUGACCGAUGAAAAAGGACAUUUAGGUAAAGUAGACCAUCAUAGAAGUUUUAAAAUUCAUUUUUGA
Messenger RNA from Didymodactylos carnosus, 681 nucleotides. NCBI's taxonomy places the organism in Eukaryota, Metazoa, Rotifera, Eurotatoria, Philodinida, Philodinidae. The record is from the annotation of a GenBank genome assembly.